Molecule: messenger RNA, 1751 nt
Organism: Laccaria bicolor S238N-H82
Lineage: Eukaryota; Fungi; Basidiomycota; Agaricomycetes; Agaricales; Hydnangiaceae
Exons: 7
Coding region: 1-1698 (565 amino acids)
Cellular component (GO): mRNA cleavage and polyadenylation specificity factor complex
Molecular function (GO): protein binding
Source: RefSeq, a predicted model, not a curated record
AUGACCACCGGACUUCCAACACUUUUACCUCCCAAGGCCAUUCCUCGUCCUCCGUUUGCACCACAUUUAGAAUGGACCCCGCGCAAAUAUCUCUCGGAACCACAACCUCCACCACAAGAUGAGGGGAAAAUACAAGAGCAGGAGCUGGCCAAUGCACGACAGAUAAUGGACGGAAAGGUCAUCAAGAAGACCCGACCUCGGCGGACGGUCGAUUAUAACGGUGGAAUGGGUCGCUGGGCUUUGUUGAGGAAAUUGCGACCAAAUCCCACAUAUGCACCACACAUCAGACCAAGUCCACCGUUUAUCGUUGACUUACUCCCACCAAAAGCAUACCCGGAGAAUGCAUCCACUUCGCUAUGCACUAAGUUUGUGCACACGUCGACAAACAAGAUUCGAUGUCCAGUUAAUGUCGUCACGUGGACACCAGAAGGCCGACGCAUUCUCACUGGGUCGACAAGCGGCGAAUUUACGCUUUGGAAUGGCCUAACGUUCAACUUUGAAACAAUUCUACAAGCACACGAUACUGCAAUCUGUACAAUGGCCUUCACCCACUCCGGUGCAUACCUUGCCUCCGCAGACAAAAGUGGAAUCAUUAAAUACUUUGAGCCGAACAUGAACAACUUGACGGCAUGGCAAGGUUCAUCCUCACGAGAAGCUAUCAGAGGGUUAAGCUUCAGCCCGGACGACCGUCGAUUUGCAACAGCUAGUGACGAUUCUAGUGUGCGGAUAUGGUCUUUUGCUGAAAGUAGAGUGGAGAGUGUCCUCACUGGCCACGGAUGGGACGUGAAAUGUGUUGAAUGGCAUCCGACCAAAGGGCUACUGGUUUCUGGAAGUAAAGACAACCAAAUCAAAUUCUGGGAUCCACGAACCGGGACCGUUCUUUCAACAUUGCACCAACACAAGAACACGAUACAAGCCUUGUCCUGGUCUCCUAAUGGAAAUCUUGUCGCAAGUGCAUCACGCGAUCAGACAGUCCGCAUCUUUGACAUCCGUGCAAUGAAAGAAUUCCGCAUUCUCAAAGGGCACAAAAAAGAGGUCUGCUCUGUAACAUGGCACCCCGUCCACCCCUUGCUCGUCUCCGGUGGCUCAGAAGGCGCCGUACUUCACUGGGAUCUUUCCACUCCCGACCCAGCCUCAUUCGCACAACCUGUCUCAACACCACGCGCUACCCUCUCUCAAGCUCACGACUCCAACGUAUGGUCGCUCGCCUAUCACCCGUUGGGCCACCUCCUUGUAAGCGCUUCAAACGACCACACCACGCGGUUCUGGUCCAGGGAACGACCUGGGGACGCAUCAUCUGUGUUCUCUGGGGGCGGAGAAAAGCCACCAGAGAUCAUUGAUACUAGCGGGCAGGACGAAGAAGACGAUGCAAUGGUUCCAGGGUUUAGCUAUGGCGCUGGUGGUGCAGGGCCGUCAUGGUGGGGCAAGGACGAGGAAUCCACGCCAGGCUUUGGCGGUGGUCAGGCGACUGAUGCGUUUGGUCGUCGACCUGCUGGCUAUGGGGAUACCAAUGGGGAUGAUUUCAUUCCUGGCUUUGGAGCGGCUGAGCGACAAGCCGCUCCACCACAGCAAGACAUGUAUGGGUCAGGGGAGAGACAGGAGGAUUGGAGUCGUGGAGGUGGCAGAGGCGGAGGGGAUGACUGGGGACGUGGAGGGAGCCGCACAGGUCGUUAUGGCCCAAGGGGAGGUCGGUACUGAGUCCUGGUGUCUUAUUUUGUCCCUGUAGUGUAAUUGACGGUAUGCUGCUCUAC